GUCUGCUUGUUGCAGAUUAGUAAGGGGCGGGUAAUUUUACAGAAAUGUUUGAAUUGUAGGCACUAGUCAUGUCAUAGCAGGUCUGUGCUCGUUUCUCCUACUGACAUGGGAACAGGGACAAACUUUUCACGCAGGGAGGAAAACACAAACAUCUGACAGUGUCCUCUUAGAGCCAAGAAAUUCCCAGAUGGCUCUCACACAAGUACAGGACCAGACUGUUAAAGUGGAGAGGAUCAAUAAGGAAACCGGAGAGCUGAGUGCUUCGGGGGAGUUAUCUGUCUCUGUGGAGUUGAAAGCCGGGAAAGUGGCGGGCUCCUGUAAAGACCCUCAUCCCCAACAAGUGCUCAUAGAACAACUGGAGCGGCUGGGAAUUCACACAUACUCAAGCCCUGACCACAGAACUGACCAUGUUCCUUUAGAACUAAGAGAGGAGCAUCUUGCUAAAAUCCUGCCUUUGUACAUACAGGUUUGUGAUGAUGUGGGCAGAGUUGAAGGGUUGGAUAUAAAGGGGCUUGCAGCGCUCACUGCUAACACAGUCAUCUACAACAUCUACAACAGACUGACAGAGAGGCCUGCAGAGGGAGCUCGUGAUGAAGUGGUGCAGUUUUUCCAGAGACAGGAUAAGGACACAAACUGUGAGGAUAACAACUGUACAGGGUGGUUGCUGUUGAAAUCUUUGUUGCUGUUGACGGCUGACAGCUCAGAUAUACUGUCCUUUAUAAACCCAGAGCUCCCUGCUGCUCUGGUGAAAUGUCUGUACCUUCUGGUUUGCCUGCCAGCGAAGAAAGAGAACAUAGCGAUAGAGGAGACAUUUCAGGAGCCAAUAACACAGGUUCUUCUUCAGCUUUGCAGGCAGCCAGUUCAUGUGGAGAGACUGGUAGAGACUCAGGAGCUACAGUGUUUAAUCAUUGGUCUCACAUCACUAUGGGACCAGAGCAGCACCUCCUGGAGACAUCAGGCCUCCCGGAUCCUCAAGGCAGUAUCUGCUGCUGCAACAAGCAACACUGUCCCAAGCUUACAAGGCAAGAAUUGUGUGCGUAUCUGCAUCCAGAACCUUUUGAAACUCCAUGCUGAUGUUUCAGGACCAGUGUUGGCUGAAGUGGCGGUGGCUGUGUUUAGUUUUAUAAGAGACACAUAUGACUUGAAUCCAGCUCUGUUUAUUGAGUUUGAUGCCAACAAUGGCUACAAGGCCCUGGAGAACAUCCUAAAGUGCUGUGAAGAAGGUGUGACUGAGGAUCAGAUCCAGCCUGUGGAGGAGUUACUAGCCCUCAUUGCAUCCUUUACUAUGCUUGGAAAAACGGAGUUGAAAGUGGCUCUUUGUGUCAGCAACCCACAACCUCCCGGCUUUAAGUUUGACCCGCCCCUCACCAAAGGAUCCGCAGUGAAGAACCUGCCUGCCUUCCAUCUGCUGCAGGGAUCCCUGCUCCGAUCCAAGGAUUCUCUGUUGUGUUGCCAGAUCCUUCACACCCUGCAGACAAUAUGGGAGAGGGACACAGCAAAUUUUUUUCUUCUAGAGUGGACUGUUCAGUCGAUGGCCCAGCUAGCUACCUGUAUGUUGUCUAAACCAGCACCUGUUCAUAAACUGUUUUUUUCACUGUUGGAGAUGGUCAUUUUCAAAUUGAACUACAUUCCCCAUGAGACCUUGCGAGCAGUGCUGGGUGUACUGAAGCAGAGUUGGACAGGGGCACUGGCUGGAGGAGUGGCAGGGAUAGAGUUUGGAGUCACAGCUUUGAAGUGUUUUCAUAGGAUGACAGUCCACAGUGGUCUGUUAACAGAGGUGCUGAGUGACGGGGGUCUGCUGGAACUGCUGCUUGGAGAACUUCGAAGGAGAGCAAAAAUCCUCAGGAAGGCUGGAGUUGUCUCUGCCCCAGAUGGUCAGCAGUUGCCAAGUCUUGAAAAUGGUGAGAGACUUCUCACGACCUGCAUGCUUCAAGUUGUGUCUAUGCUCACGUUGCGUUCAAUCAAAAACACAGUUUCAGUGCGAGACCUUGGUAUGAUUCCCUAUAUAAAAAUCUUCUUGGAUGAGGAUCAGUAUCGAGGUCCCACUCUAAGCAUUUUGGAGCAGCUCGCUGAGAUUAACCCUGAGGAGUUUAUGAGUAUUGCUGUAGGAGCCCUUUGCUCCUCUACACAGCAGGAACUUGCACUGAAGCGGGACCUUUUGCAGUCUGUGCGGAAGGUCCUGGAGAGUCCUAACAGCUGGGAGGCCUUCAGAAGGGCAGGGGGCUUCACCGGACUGCUGUCACUAGUGACAGACAUGGAAGGAGCCCUCUCCGACCCUCCCAAGGGAGAAGUGUGGAGGUCUAUGGGGCAUCAAUCAGUACUGGACUUCCUCUUCCUUACACUUCACAUCCUGGCUCUGGCUGUGUACCUACAUACAGUAAAUUCACACCAUUUUCAGGCUGGAGGCUUGUACGAAAGGCUGGCAGAGGCUUUAUUCCAGUUGGGCUGCUUUAACAUCGAAUGUCCCGAGAACAGGACAUGGGAUGGAGAAAACAGCUGCUGUCCCAUGACUACAGAGAACAACCAGUCUCCAGGAAAAAGCUUCCACCAAUUUGUUGAGUUAGCACAGGCCCCAGUAACUCCUUCAUCUGCCGGCACCACUUCACAGCCUCAGCCCGACCUGCCUGUCACUCUUCGGACAUGCAUAAGGCUGAUGUCCUACCUCGACCAGUUUGCCACAGGGACCUAUUCACCUCUGGAGUUAAACUUGGGGUCUGAGGAUGGAUGUGAUAGAGAUAAAGAGAUACAAUAUGGACCAACAGGGCAUGAAGGAGCCCAUUUUGAGUCCCCUCCUGUUCAUUCGUCACCAGUGGACGACACACCGGGACGAUUGAGAAAAACGGCUACCAGUAUUUCCACAGUCUGCUCAGAGUCUCAGUACAGGUUUACCUGCAAUCACAUUAUCCUUCAUCCAGGAGCAAUCCGAGUCAUAAUGACACUCCUUCCAUCAAUGUUUACAACUGAAGACCCACAGCUCUCUCUGGAGGUCCAGUUCUCUCUGGCAUACCACAUUCAGGCCAUGGUCAAAUCAGAGCCAAACCGUCAGAUAAUGUGUGAGGGGGGUCUUGUCUCCACACUUUUGGCUCACUGUCAGAGCAUAUUGACUUCUCCAAACCACCCGUUACAUCUUCCAGUUACACGUAUUCUGGAGAAACUGUCCUCACAGGCCAUAACACACACAGACUUCAGAAAAUUCCUGUGUUUAGGAGACCCUCUCAUGUGCUCACCAAUCAAAAAGUCCAUGCUAUGUCAAGGAGAAGAUCCUUCAUCAGUGAAAGCUCCCAAUUCAAAUGAGACAGACAACCCAUCAGGACCUUCAGUAAAGGUUCUGAAACGAACCUUCAGCCUAUUAAAGCCAACAACUCAAACUGAGUCCUCCAUUGGACCUGCGAUACCCAUCCAUCAGAUCAUCAGUCUCGUGUCCAUGACGUCACCUCGCACCUUCAGACCACACAGAGUCUCCACUUCACCUGCUUUCGUCGAAUUUGACAUGAGUGAGAGCGGAUAUGGCUGCCUUUUCCUGCCUUCUCUGGCCACAGUGAAAGGGGUGACAGCCGAUUCAAUCUCAAUAGGUGGAAUAGGAGGAGACUGCAGAGGUUUUCCCCCUACAGCUGGUCUCUCAUAUUCAUGCUGGUUCCAGAUCAACAGGUUCACUUCAGCCUGUGAUUCCCACCCAAUCCGUCUCCUGUCAGUAGUUCGUCACAUGUCUCGAAGUGAACAGCAGUACAUCUGUCUGUCCAUAUCCUUCUCGGCCUGUGAUGGUUGUCUGGUCAUUUCCACAGAGGAGGAAGCCUUAACAUACUUGGAUAUGAUGGAGCCGGAGGUGGCAAGCCCCACCUCUUUGCCCACUUCAUUGAGGUUUCGAUGCUCUAGCAUGCUGGUCCCAGGUCAGUGGCACCAUUUGGUUGUGGUCAUGGCCAAAGACGUAAAGAAGAGCUGCCUGGUCUCAACAUACCUUAAUGGUAAAGCAAUGGGGACUGGAAAGAUGAAGUACAUACAGCCGUUCCCUGGCCACUAUGCCUCCAUGGAUCCCACAGCUGUGAUUGAUGUGUACGGACUGAUCGGUACUCCGGCUCUGUGGAAGGAGCAUGCUGCUGUAGUGUGGAGAGUGGGUCCUUGUUACAUGCUUGAAGAGGCUUUAAGCCCUGAGGCUGUGGGUGUCAUAUACACACAAGGCACUGCCUACCUUGGUAACUUCCUGGCUCUACGCAACACAGGUGUUGAGUCUCUCAGGCUGGUUCCUGAAGAGAGAAUCUCAUUUGGAAUCAACCCAGCAAUUUCAACAUUAACAACUGUUGCACAAAUCAGAGAGGAUUACAAUGAGGUUGACUGUAGACUCAUUGCUAAAGAGAUGGGGAUAACUUCUCGAGAUAACUCCACUCCCGUGUUCUUAGUUCGAAACAUUAGCCAACACCUGAGCGGUACAGCACGCACCAUAGGAGCAGCGCUGAUUGGACAUUUUGGUGUGCGUACCUUUACCCCCAGCAGCGCAGCCAAUGGUUUCCUGUAUGUUGGCGGACCUGCAGUUGUCCUCAGUCUAGUUGCAAUGGCACCAGAUGAUAGCUCUCUGUAUGCAGCUGUCAAGGUUCUUCUUUCUGUGUUGGAGACCAAUUCAGUCAUGCAGGAAGAAAUGAUCCGCAUCAAUGGAUUCAAGCUGCUGGCUUUCCUGCUGAAGAUGAAGAGCAACAUAGUCAGUUACAGAACCUUACAGGUGGUUCUACAUCUGUCAAGCCCAGUGGAUCUGAGCUCUGGUUCUGUUUACUUACAUAACUUACCAGCUUUCCAGGCCCUGCUGUGUGACCUCGAGGUGUGGCAGAGCACAUCAGAUAAUCUAGACCAUGUGGUUUUAAACCACUUUGCUGAAAUAUUGAAAUCUUCAAGCAAUGACAGCAGGAAUGCAGUGAUAAUGCAUGGUAUGGGCUUGUUACCAAAGAUGCUGUUUGAGCUUUCUGAUCCCGCUGUGACCUUUGAGAAGGUUGAGAUCAUUUCCCGUGUCAUUACUUUACUCCUGAAAAGUGACUUCAGCCCUCUGGACAUAAGCAGACUUGGACUCUUCCUGGUUUACACAUUGCCACCUCUCAAUAGUGCAACUGAAGGCCAUGACAUGUUGGACAGUGAUCUUUCCCAGGAAAUGAAAGCUCAGAGUUCUGGACCAGCCAACCCCAUCUGGAUUCGCAACCAGCUUUUAAUUGCUCUUUGUGAAAUCCUCAACUCAGACAGCCUUCUAAUCAAAGACCAGCAGAAGGCCCUGUUUGAUGCACUGGGCAGUGAUUGGUUCCUGCUCUUCCUUCAGCCCCACAUUCACCCCUCAACUGUGAAACUGGGCCUCGCUCUCCUCACACACUUUCUGUCCAGUCCCAGUCAACAGAGCAGCUUCAGAGAUGGAGUUGUUCCUGCAACCCUCAUAGAUGGCAUGGAAGAGCCCUCUGCUAUCAUGGAUAACCUUCGGGCCCACUCUUGGUCGUAUGAGUGUCUCAGCACCACCUGUCCAGGAUUUGAUGUUCUCCAAGGGCUGCUGGUCAGACACUCUCACCUGCCUCAGGUGUAUGAAGCUCUGGCUGCUCUGCUGCUGGGGAAGAUGAUGAGUUACACAUCUGAAGAACAGGUGCAAUUGGAUGACGUUCUACAGUCAUUUAUUGACAGCCAAGAAAACACUCCAGCUGAAGAGCUCUGUGUUGAAGCUGCAGUAAUACUCCUGAAGUUACUCAAUGUCAUCAUUAAUGCACCUGUCUCCUCAACAAAGCAGAUGUCAGACCCAAUUGCAUCAUGGGAACUGCAGCUCCCAGCAAGUGUAAUGCAGUUCUUUUGUCUCCUCCAUAACCUUCGACCAAGAGAUCCAGUUUGGGCAUCACCAGAAUUCCUCCAUGCACUUGCUAGUGUAGUACAUCCUUUGGACAGUUCAGAGGGUGUGGCUGACACUUGUGAAACAAGUGGCGGUGAAAAGGCAGUGAAGUGUUAUCCAACCAGGAAACCAGUGUGCGACUUUAUCCGCAUUCUUCUCAUGGACAGUCUUCUUAACGUUUCUGCAAACACUCACAGCCAUCCACUUGUAAUGCUGCUGGAGUUUUCUCCAGAUGAUGCUUCACUGGAACAAAAGCAGGCUUUCCAAACAGAACUGCUGGAGUUAAUCAUGGACAUCAUCUACAUGCUCAGUAGUGAUGAAGAAAACAACACUCAUCUUAACUCCCAAGACUCCAAGAAUCACAGCCCUGAAAGACAGAUGGGAACACUGAUGGAAAAUGUGGUGCUCUUCAGUAAGGCUCUCCUGCAGAAACUUUACAGUGGAACAAUUUUGGGAGACUCUGAGAGUUUGCUCAACUUCCUUGCAGAUCAGAUUGUUGUGGUGCUCGAAAAAGGUCAAUCCCAUAAAGAGAAGACCCUGUCAGCAUUGUACUCCUGCACAAAUAAAAUCGUACUUUAUUUCCUGUCUCAACCUCGACAUUCUCAAGAAGAAAAGGAAGGGGUCAUCAGGACAUUGCAGACCAUCAUGGAGCGUUGGGAUGUUGUCAUGGCAACUUACAAUGCAAACUUGAACUUUGUUACAUGUCUUCUGCAUUGUUUGUUACUAAUACGAUCGGGCAGCUACCCUGAAGGUUUUGGAUAUGUGGCAGGAAAAGUGCACAACAGGAAAGCUUCAUUCAACCUGUUUCCUACCAAAACCAGACAUCCUGUGCAUAAUAACAACGGAGCAGAUUUUACCACAGAUGAAGGACAGCUAGUCUCCUUAGUGGAGGCCUGCUGGUCAAAGGUCAUGACGGAGCGGCGACACAUGCUUGAAGACACCUAUAAGAUUGAGAUCUCGGCUAGUUACACAACAAAGACCGAGCCUGUGAGCAUGACUGACAUCAGCCCUCUAUGGGAGGAGAUGGCACACAAAGCCUGGCUGAUACACACAGAGUCUCAGAAGACGAAGUUGGCCACCAACUCUCAGAACACAUUUGAUCUGAUCAGUAGCGCUGUUCGCUCUGCUUUGGGCAAAAUGGACAAGGAGCCAGCAACAGUUGAGGAGUUCCUGUCCUAUAUGGAGUCACAUCGACACAGAGGCCAUAGCAUAUUCGAGAACAUGAGGACAAACCACUUACAGCAACGAGCCAGUGAAUGGGAACAUGUAAGCUCCGAGUGGCUGCAUGUGGAGGCGGAACUACUGAGGGAGAGAGCCUUGUUUGGUCCUGGACCUGGAGUACUGUUGAGAAGAGACUGGGUGCAAGAUGCUGCAGAAGGCCCCAACAGGACCAAAUCACGCAUCCGUAGAAAGGCUCUGAGGCGAUCCAAACGGUUGCUAGGAUCACUAUGUCUAAGUUUUAGGACUGGUGUGUUGGAAGAAGGCAAAGAUGGCACAGAAGCUGAGACAGAACCCAAGAUCCUGUGUGAAGUUGGAGCAGAGGCUAAAGAGAAGGAAGAAGAGGGACAGGACUGUGAUCGUCUGACCUUCUUCCCUGCUCUGAGUGAGACACCUGUUGUCCCGGAGAGUCCACCUGAGUUCAGCACACCUGAAUCCUGCUCCCAAAUGCAAGACUGCCCUGAUAUACGUAUCAUCCUCCAGGAGCUGCAUACAGGAGAUGAGGUAAAGGCUAAGAUGUGCGUAGUGAUGGUAAGCAGUGUCAAAGUCACAGAGGGGGUGCUGCUGUUUGGGAAGGAGAGCUUGUUCUUGUGUGAAGGAUUCACCCUUAGUCCCACUGGAGAUGUUUGUUGCAGAAAACAUCACCCUAGCAGUGUGAGGGAUUCCUUCAUCUCCACGAUGCUAAACAAAGAGCCGCCCCCAGCCCGUUGCAGACGCUGGCUCUAUGAGGAUAUCAAGGACAUCCGAUUUAUGCGCUUCCUUUUGGAGGAUAAUGCUCUUGAGGUCUUCAUGAAAAAUGGACACUCAGCAUUCCUGGUAUUCCUGAAUAAGGACCAUGUCUCUGCAUAUAAAAGGUUGUGCAUGAUAGUGCCAGCACUGAAAGGCAGGGGGGUAGCUGAGGUCAUUGCUAAUGCCAGGAAGACCCCUGUGGUUGAAAAGACAGCUCUUCUGAAAUGGCAGAGAGGGGAAAUAAGUAACUUUGAAUACCUGAUGCAUCUAAACACUGUUGCUGGGAGGACUUACAAUGACCUGAUGCAGUAUCCAGUUUUCCCCUGGAUUCUAGCUGAUUACCAGUCAGAGACACUCGAUCUCUCAAAUCCUGCCACUUUCCGUGAUCUGUCCAAGCCAAUGGGAGCUCAAACAGAGAAAAGGAAGCAGAUGUUCAUCCAGAGAUAUGAAGAAGUUGAGAUGAGUGAGGCUGAAGGAGAUUUAUCGGCGCAAUGUCACUAUUGUACACACUACUCCUCUGCCAUCAUUGUGGCCUCCUUCCUUGUGAGAAUGGAGCCCUUUUCACACACCUUCCAGGCACUUCAGGGGGGGUUUGAUAUCGCAGAACGCAUGUUUUACAGCAUAAAGAAGGAGUGGGAGUCGGCCUCCAGAGACAACAUGGGGGACGUCAGAGAGCUGAUCCCUGAGUUCUUCUACCUGCCUGAUUUCCUACUCAACUCCAAUCAUAUUAAUAUGGGCUGUAUGGAGGAUGGUACCGCUCUGGGAGACGUGGAGCUGCCUCCCUGGGCGAAAGGUGACCCUCAGGAGUUCAUUAGAAUCCACCGAGAGGCCUUGGAAAGUGACUAUGUGAGUUCACACCUUCACCUGUGGAUCGACUUGAUUUUUGGGUAUCGGCAACAAGGUCCAGCUGCUGUCGAGAGUGUCAACACUUUUCAUCCAUAUUUCUACAUCCACAAAGGUCGUCAGGAUGCUAAAGACCCCCUCAUCAAGAGCACUGUCUUGGGAUACGUCAGCAACUUUGGUCAAAUCCCCAAGCAGCUCUUCACUAAGCCACAUCCACCUCGUAGUGGCUUGAAGAAAGAGGGAUCAUCACCUACACAUCCCACUCCUUUUUUCUUCAAACUGGACAAGCUCAAGACUUCAGUCCAAGCUUUCAGAGAGCUGCCAAGAGGACCAGUGGGUCAGAUACUGUGUCUGGACAAAGAGGUCCUGGUCUUGGAGACAAACCGGCUUGUUCUGUCACCACAGUUGAAUUGCUUCUUCAGCUGGGGUUUUCCUGACAACAGCUGUGCAUUUGGAAACUAUGCUACAGAGAAGACUUUUGCAGUAUGUGAAAAUUUGUGUGACUGGGGGGAGACAUUGUGCGCUGCUUGUCCCAACCCGACAACAGUUGUCACCGCAGGAACCAGCACUGUGGUGUGUGUGUGGGAUGUGGCAGUCAGCAAAGACAAACUCACCCACAUGAAACUAAGACAACCAUUAUACGGUCACACAGAUGCAGUAACAUGUUUAGCUGUGUCUGAGGUCCACAACAUGUUGGUAAGUGGCUCCCGUGACCUCACCUGUAUCCUGUGGGAUCUGGAAGAGCUAAGCUACAUUACGCAACUAGCUGGACAUAAAAGCAGUGUUUCUGCGCUGGCAACCAAUGACCUCACUGGGGAGAUUGCUUCAUGUGCUGGGCCGGUGUUAUACCUGUGGACCAUGAAGGGUCAGCUGUUGACUUGUACUGACAUUUCCUGCGGGCUCCAGGCAGACAUCCUGUGUGUCAGCUUCUCACAGCGACACGAGUGGGACGCAAGGAAUGUCAUUGUCACUGGCUGUGCAGAUGGCAUCAUACGGAUAUGGAGGACAGAGUACACCCGAACACAAUUACCUGGCCCUUUAGAAGAGCAUGUGUCCCCAGGGCAGGAGGGAACAACGCGGACAGAAAAAGACGUGAGCAGCUCGUGCCAGGUCAAAAGCUGGAAGAGACAGCUGGUGUUAUGUCAAGAGCUGAACAGAAAUCAGGCUGUGCCACAGCGUCGCUACAAAAAUAAUCCGGCUAUCACAGCUUUGGCCAUGUCCAGGACCCAUGCGACUCUGUUGGUGGGUGAUGCCUGGGGCAGAGUUUUCACCUGGAUCUGUGAGUGAGGGGUGGCAGGGCUCAGCCUCCACCUCCAGCUACCAUUUAUACACAGACCUGAUCCUUUUCAACGAGACCUUGACAGACCUUUAAAAAAUACUUCAGUGUUUUACCAGCUGAGCAUUGAGAGAAGCUGUGUUUUAUAUUCUUAUGUGUCCAAUCAGGGAGAAUGUUACCAGAGUUAAUACAUAUUAUAUUAUUAUGAUAUUUUAACACAUCCAUAAAUAUUUAAUUAUGCAUUUUUUUCUGUGUAAAUAAUGAAUUUCAACAAAUGUGAAUAAAAGUAUGGCUAUUUGACUCUU
Sphaeramia orbicularis (orbiculate cardinalfish) is the source of this 10213-nucleotide messenger RNA. RefSeq names its product WDFY family member 4 (gene wdfy4). The transcript is spliced from 64 exons. The coding region runs from base 188 to 9919 and encodes 3243 amino acids. Gene Ontology annotation, biological process: antigen processing and presentation. Gene Ontology annotation, molecular function: protein binding. The record is from RefSeq and is a predicted model, not a curated record. NCBI's taxonomy places the organism in Eukaryota, Metazoa, Chordata, Actinopteri, Kurtiformes, Apogonidae.